AUGAGGGCUGGGGGGUGCACGGUGCAGCAGGCUCUCACGGCGGAGGCGGCGGGGGUUGUGAAGCAGGCAGUGAGCCUGGCACGGCGUAGGGGGAACGCGCAGGUGACGCCGCUGCACGUCGCGAGCGCGAUGCUGGCGGCUCCGGCGGGGCUCCUGCGCGCGGCGUGCCUCCGGUCACACUCCCACCCGCUCCAGUGCAAGGCACUGGAGCUGUGCUUCAACGUGGCCCUCAACCGCCUUCCGGCUUCCGCGGCGGUCGCCUCCUCGCCGCUGCUCGGCGGCCACGGCCACCACCAUUACUACCCGCCGUCGCUGUCCAACGCGCUCGUGGCGGCGUUCAAGCGUGCGCAGGCGCACCAGCGUCGCGGCUCCGUGGACAGCCAGCAGCAGCCGGUGCUGGCCGUCAAGAUCGAGCUCGAGCAGCUCGUCGUCUCCAUCCUCGACGACCCGAGCGUCAGCCGCGUCAUGCGCGAGGCCGGCUUCUCCAGCACGCAGAUCAAGGCCAACGUUGAGCAGACGGUGUGCAGCCCCACGACCACAGCGGCGACCGCCGAUCCUCAGCAAAACCCUAACCCUAGCAGCACGGCCACCACGAGCAAGCAUCAUCAAGAGACCACCAAAGCCAAGCUCCCACUCGGCCAGGUGCGGGAUGAGGACGUCGGCGCCGUUCUCCACUGCCUGGCCGCCCGGAGCAAGACGAGGGUGGUGGUCAUCGCCGAGAGCACGGCCGCGGCGGAGGCCACGGUGCGCGCGGCCAUGGACAAGGUCAAGAGAGGCGACGCCAAGCACGACGCGCUGCGGAGCGCGCAGGUGGUCAGCCUCCGCGUGUCGUCAUUCCGUGACAUGCCGAGGGAGGAGGCGGAGCGGCGGCUGGCGGAGCUGCGGUGCCUCGUCAAGAGCCGAGGGCACGUGCUGCUCGUCGUGGAGGACCUCAAGUGGGCGGCCGAGUUCUGGGCCAGGCACGUCCAGGGCGGAGGGAGGAGAGGCUACUACUGCCCCGUCGAGCACGUGGUCACCGAUGUGCGCGCUCUGGCCGGCGGCGAUCAAGGGCUGUGGCUCGUCGGGUUCGGGACCUACCAGACGUACAUGAAGUGCAGGGCCGGGCAGCCGUCGCUGGAGAGCCUGUGGGGACUGCAGACGCUCACCGUCCCCGCCGGCAGCCUCGCGCUGAGCCUCACCUGCGCGUUCGACGACAGUGCACUAGUCAAUCAGUCCAUGAAAGCGAGCUCCGACACGGAUGGGAAUGGACCGGUGCCUCGCAGCUGGCCGCUUUUGGGCGGCGCCCAGCUGACCUCCAGAUGCUGCGGCGAUUGCUCCGUCGCCAGGACUGACACCAAAGCCGCAUUGCCGCCCUCCUUCGUGUCCUCGUCGAGCAUCCCAUCCUGGCUCCAGCAUUGCCGUCACCAGGAGCCUACACAUUUCAUGGAUCUUGGCAGGAAUUGGAGCUCCAUCUGCAGCAAACCAUCUCAGAGGAUGACGCUGCACUUCUCGGCGCCCGUGUCUCCGGCCUCCUCCAUCUCCUCCUACGAACACGGCCACCAGCCUCGCCAAUCAUGGCUCCUCGCCGAUAUGGACGGCAAGCAUCCAUGGAAGCCCAAGAGCGAGGCCGGCGCCAAGGUGUCGUCGCACGACUCCGGUGCUUCCAAUGGUUCGGUGGAGGUGGAGUGCCGAUCAAGGUUCAAGGAGCUCAAUGCGGAGAACCUUAAGCUUCUUUGCGCCGCACUUGAGAAGGAGGUGCCAUGGCAGAAGGAGAUCGUCCCCGAGAUCGCGAGCACCGUUCUCCAGUGCCGGUCGGGGAUAGCGAAGAGGCGUGACAAGUCGAGGUCGACGGAUGCCAAGGAGGAGACAUGGCUCUUUUUCCUCGGAGGCGACGCCGAUGGCAAGGAGAAGGUCGCGAGAGAGCUGGCCAACCUUGUCUUCGGGUCCGUCAAGAACUUUGUGUCCAUUAAACUCGGCGCCGCCUCCUCGCCGUCCGCGUCCUGCUCCGCCGAAGAGCACAGGAGCAAGCGGCCCCGGACAUCGGCGGCGAGUGAGGGCGAGGCGUACCUCGAGCGGCUCUAUGAGGCCAUCUCCGAAAACCCUCACCGCGUCAUUCUCAUGGAGGACUUUGAGGAGGCCGACCAGUACUGCCAGGUCGGCAUAAAGGAAGCCAUCGACAGCGGGGUGAUACGGACCCAAGCUGGCGACGAGGUCGGCGUGAGCGACACCAUCGUUAUCCUCUCCUGCGAGAGCUUCGACUCCAAGUCUAGAGCUUGCUCGCCGCCGGGCAAGCAGAUGAAGCCGGAGAUGGGGGAGAUCAAGGAGGACCACACGACCGAUCAUGAUCAUAAAGAAGGUGGCGCCUCCUCGUCUUGCUUUGAUUUGAACCUCAACAUAGAGAGUGAGCAUGCGGAUGAGCCCAGCUCCGAUGAUGUCUGCCUGCUCACGGCGGUCGACAGGACGCUGUUUUUCAGAAGACAGGAUGGUUUGUGAUUGCGCACAUGAAGGAACCCAUGUGUUCGUCAGGGUGUUUCCGAUAAAAGAAAACUCUAGAUUAACUAUAUGUAUGAUUAGCUCUUCUUUCCUUUAUUUCUUUGUGGUUUGGUUUUUGGGAUACUAAGGCGUUUAAGGAUUGGAUCAAUGGCGUAUUAACUGGAGUUGCUGUAAAUUUGUUAUGGUGAUAUCACUGUAUGUUCAUCUACUCUACGGUUUGGAUAUUUGGAAUUUCGGUAUGUUUAUCUAA
Molecule: messenger RNA, 2722 nt
Organism: Lolium rigidum
Lineage: Eukaryota; Viridiplantae; Streptophyta; Magnoliopsida; Poales; Poaceae
Product: protein SMAX1-LIKE 3
Exons: 3
Coding region: 1-2472 (823 amino acids)
Source: RefSeq, a predicted model, not a curated record